This is a messenger RNA of Penicillium digitatum Pd1, 183 nucleotides long. The record is from RefSeq and is a predicted model, not a curated record. NCBI's taxonomy places the organism in Eukaryota, Fungi, Ascomycota, Eurotiomycetes, Eurotiales, Aspergillaceae.
AUGAGCUCUAGACCCGUGAAUCAGUUGGAACAAUUUCAACACCACGGAUGUUAUCACCGAGAAUCCAAACCUGGAUGGGCUUUUCACGGCGCUGGUUAUGUAAAACUGUUCAAUUCCAGCAGAGGACCUUGUAAGCCCAAACUCCAGAGACAUGGUCAUCAAAGCAAUCAACCACCAGGGUGA